UACAUUCUAGCCUUUUGUUUGCAAACUAGAUUCACCGAGUUGGGGAGAAUGUAAUAUAUGUUUAUACAUAAUGUAGUGCAUUCCUUAAAUGUAUAUGAGAUUAGUGUAGUGCAUUAAAUAGCCUGGUGGACUUUAUUUUGAACCAGUGUAAAUUGCUCUUUUUUUUGAAGUCGCACUAAUAGUUUAUCAGGCACCUUAAUGUGUCUGUUAUAUGUAAUAAUGUAGACUGAUCAGUAUAAACGGUGGUUUUUAUUGCUUCAGCUUAACAUUGUGUCGCUUCAGAUAGUGUGUAUAUUUUUGCGCUGUGCAAGCUUUUCUUUGUUUUUAUAUUUGACCGGAGAGUAACAUCACGCUAUCAACAUGAAGUGGCAAUUCAAGGUGGAUCACACAUACGAGCAUCGUUGCAACGAGUCUUCUAAAAUCAUCACGAAGUAUCCAAGCCGUAUCCCUGUGAUUGUGGAAAAAGCGGAAGGUUCCACCAUCCAGGACAUUGAUAAGAGAAAGUAUCUUGUCCCAGCUGAUAUCUCGGUUGCUCAAUUCAUGUGGAUCAUCAGGAAACGUAUUGACCUUUCUCCUGAGAAAGCAAUCUUUCUCUUUGUUGAUAAAGUUGUCCCAAACUCAUGCUCCACCAUGGGAGCAAUCUACGCAGAACACAAAGAUGAAGAUGGUUUCCUUUACAUCGCUUACAGCGGUGAAAACACGUUCGGUUCAUGCUAAGCAUGGUUCAACACUCACUGUUUAUUGUUGGGAUAUUAAAAACUAUAUUUUCACAAAUUGUUAUCCGGAACUUUUGUUUUACUUUUAUUGGUUGUACGUCAUUCCGAGGCAUACAGACAUGGCUAUUGCAUGGUAGACUUAAAGCAUAUUAAAAAUGUUGUAACUUUGUGUAAUAUGUGCAUUACUUUGUUGUAUUUUCUGAUGUUUUCGUAAUCUGUUAUUUUUUCGAUGUUUUUAUUGUGGCAUAUCAGUUUUCUUUUCUAAAAAAUUAAAUUGUAGUUUGUCUUCUACUGAUGCUUUGCACUUACAGAAUAUAAAACAUUUUUUGGGCCUAAUAUUUGGUUUUACACAAACAGUUUAAACAAGCAAGCAUACUUUCUUGCCGCAUUUGGUUACAGAAAAUUUCAGUUACUUUACUAGUUUACCGACUAAGUUUCAUUUUCAAGUGUUAAUCAUUUUCUGUCUAAAUAUAUUCUUAAAGUUUUAUGUUGUUUUCUUGUGUAUGUUUUUCUUUCUCUGUAUAUGUAUUAUAGUUAAAUUUGUACUGGCUAUUAGAGUAAACUAAACAAAAAAUGGUGUAAUCCAGGCAUAUUGUAUAUUUUGGUAAAUUUAACUAUAGAGAUCAGAUGAAAGGAACAUAUAAUAUUGCUUGCUUAAAAAAAACAUACGUGUUUUAUAACAUAGA
Ciona intestinalis (vase tunicate) is the source of this 1402-nucleotide messenger RNA. RefSeq names its product gamma-aminobutyric acid receptor-associated protein-like 2. Lineage: Eukaryota; Metazoa; Chordata; Ascidiacea; Phlebobranchia; Cionidae. The record is from RefSeq and is a predicted model, not a curated record.